AGAUCGAACAUGUCAAAAUCAUAUGUGCCCUACGAAAACAUCACGUUGGCUUGUACCUAUUAUGCUUGGAUUCUAUGUGUUAUUAACUAAUAUACUGAUGUUCAACUUACUUAUUGCCAUGUUUUCUAAAACCUACGAAGAAAUAGAGAGUGCAUCAACAUACUAUUGGAAUUAUCAAAGAUAUCAAAUGAUCAAUGAUUAUGUUCAUAGAUCACCACUUGCUCCACCAAUUAUUAUUGUUUGGCAUUUCUAUGAAGCAUAUAAAGCUAUUGGAAAUCAAUGCGCAAGUUUAAGAAAUGCUGAAACAGCAAAAUAUAAUCCAUUUUGUGUACGAUUUACCGAUGUGAAAAAAGAAAGAGAAAUGGUCAAAUGGGAGCAUAUGAAAGCUAUGGAUUAUUUAAGAGAACCAUCAACCAAAGCAACUGGGAAAAGAGGUGUAGCUGAAUCACGUGCUGUGGUAUUUCGUGGUGGUGGAGGUGUUGGUCCUGGUCAAGGACCAGUAAUGGAUUUAAAAAGUGAAAUGUCCAGUGUUACAGAGGGUAUUGGAAUGGAGUUAGAAAAACGUUUCAAAGAGAUUGAUAAUCAAUUUCAACGUUUUAAUGAUGUUGAUUCACGUUUGAAUGAUGUAACACAAUUAUUAACAAAUUUAUCUGAAGUAAUCAGUAAUGUGACUGAAACACAACAACGAAUUAUUCGACAAAUAAAUGAACUUCCUACUUGUCAAUGUAAUGAAUUCACUGAUGAGGUUGUUCCUGUACAAAAAUCCACUACAACUCAAGCUGAUUCAGGAACAGCAGAAACUAGAAAACGUACAAAACUAGAAGUAGCUAUUCAAUCUGCAUUAGAAGCAGCUAAAGAUGUACUACGACCACCAACACCACCACCACCACCGCCACCACCUCCUCCACCCCCAAGGGAAUCACCUGUUCUAUUAGCUGCUGUUGUUCCUGGAUCCGAAGAUGAUUCAAGUGGUUCAGAAGAAGGUGGUGAUCCUUCAGCUGAUCCAGUCAUAGUACCUCAAGUUCCAGAUAUUAAAACUGGAAGAGUUAUCGAAAGAACAUUAGGUGAUCAUCGAUUAUGGAGAAUGGCUCCAUUUAAUUUUGAAAAAUAUCCUGGAAUGAGAAUGAAUGUACCACCGGAACGAAUGGCAUGGACUGUAAGUAUUUCACUAGAUGAAUAG
Molecule: messenger RNA, 1180 nt
Organism: Schistosoma intercalatum
Lineage: Eukaryota; Metazoa; Platyhelminthes; Trematoda; Strigeidida; Schistosomatidae
Source: the annotation of a GenBank genome assembly